UUUUGUCCCUCUUUAGUUUCACUUCUAUGUGUUCUCUUAUUAAAUAAAUUACCCAUUCUGUUUUAGAUAUAUUAAUUUUAGUUGCAAAUAAAGCUAGGGCUUGAAUGCUAACUAAUUUAGGCAUGUCCAUGUCCGUGCCGCUCGAGUAGCAGUUGUUAACAGGAGGAUGCAUUGUCAAUUAUAGGGUAAAACUUAUUUCCAUAUGUUGGUGAAAGGAAAACUCUUAAGAGUAUUUGAGAUAAUGAUCCUAAAUUAAAGCGUUGAAGUUAGCAUUGCUAGAAAGGAAUAACCUUGAGGGGGAAGAAAUUUGUGGGAAGACCACAUACUUUGUCCGGAGAAGAAAGAUGGUUCAUCCGCACAAUGAAGCAUGUGACAUGUGCACCCGCACGUGCAUGUUGAUACAUGGACAUAGAGAUCCCUCACCAAUUGUUAGUUCUUUCUUCAAAGUCAUGAUCGACAAGCGCUUCUCCAAAGUUCUGGCCCACAAGGUAGAUGUCACUCAAACUACUUUGAGCUGAUUAUUGUGAGCAACUGUGAAAACAAUGCAACAGGAGCUAUGACGAUACUUUCUUGAUGGUUCUUAUAUUUUCAGUUGAUUUAAGCAAAUCUUUGGUGGAUGUUGGAUUUAAUUCGGUGCUCUAUCUGUGAGUGCUAUGUUGGUACUUUCAUUUAGCAGCAUCAUACAUCGAAGCAAAUAAAGGUCUCAAAGUUGCAGAUUUAAAAAGUAGCUCUGUCCCUGAAUCCUUACUGCAAGAACUAUCAAAUCAUGGGUUUAUAUUUCUCCAUGGGAAAAGCAGUGAACCUCCCUAAGCGUGAAUGCCAUCAAGGCUAAGGUUCCUAGUGUCGUCGUCUGUGAAAUGUUUUCAAGAAUAAAUGACUUCAGUUAAAUUCAUAUUUCAUGAUUCAAUUUCAGCUUAUAAAUAUCAUGUUAAUUUA
Messenger RNA from Capsicum annuum, 936 nucleotides. Its product is annotated as B3 domain-containing protein Os02g0598200. Gene Ontology annotation, molecular function: DNA binding. NCBI's taxonomy places the organism in Eukaryota, Viridiplantae, Streptophyta, Magnoliopsida, Solanales, Solanaceae. The record is from RefSeq and is a predicted model, not a curated record.